Sphaeroforma arctica JP610 is the source of this 528-nucleotide messenger RNA. RefSeq lists its product as hypothetical. The record is from RefSeq and is a predicted model, not a curated record. The annotation marks the transcript as partial. The transcript has 3 exons. NCBI's taxonomy places the organism in Eukaryota, Ichthyosporea, Ichthyophonida.
AUGUAUGUACAUAAUAGAGUACUCACGCCAAAACCCCACUUCUCAGGUCGUAUUCACCAGCACUACGUGGACCGAUACCUCCACAGUGGUGAGUAUGCGAAGGGUAGAGCCGUUGGUAACUCGCGCAAACUGGUUGGAAAGCGUAAGGACGGGUCGCUAUUCGCUAUGAGCCUGACUGUGAGUGAGAUUGCCGGUCUAGACAGAGAGCGGACGUUUGUGGGCUUCAUACGUGAUCUCACUCACCUGGAGAAGAUGCAGGAAGAAUUGGAGAAGAAAACUCAGCGUACGAUGGAUAUCUUCGAUUCGUCGUACGAUGGAAUGGUUGUGGUGGACAUUGAGGGAUCCAUCCAAUCGUGCAAUGUGACUGCCUGCAGAAUGUUUGGCUACACGAGACAAGAAGCUCUGCAAUUGAACGCCAAUACGUUGCUGAGAGGAACGCUCACACGCACAGCCGAAUGGGAGAGAGUCAAACGAUCACUCGGAAUGGUGCAGGGAUUGGCGCUACAACAAGGCGGCACAUGUGAAGGA